Hyaloscypha bicolor E is the source of this 2514-nucleotide messenger RNA. Its product is annotated as phosphoribosylamine--glycine ligase. The coding region runs from base 37 to 2385 and encodes 782 amino acids. The record is from RefSeq and is a predicted model, not a curated record. Gene Ontology annotation, biological process: adenine biosynthetic process; 'de novo' IMP biosynthetic process. Gene Ontology annotation, molecular function: phosphoribosylamine-glycine ligase activity; metal ion binding; ATP binding. Gene Ontology annotation, cellular component: cytosol. The transcript is spliced from 3 exons. NCBI's taxonomy places the organism in Eukaryota, Fungi, Ascomycota, Leotiomycetes, Helotiales, Hyaloscyphaceae.
CGACAACAACUUUCACAACUCGUCACUUUUACAACAAUGGAGCCAAUUCGAGUCUUGUUAGUCGGUAACGGCGGCCGCGAGCACGCCCUGGCCUGGAAAUUGUCCCAGUCACCUUUGGUAGAAUCUAUCCUCGUUGUUCCUGGGAAUGGCGGUACAUCGACCUGUCCGAAAGUUACCAAUUGUUCGAGUGUUAAACCAGACGAUUAUCCUGGUCUUGUUGCACUCGCGCAGGAGAAAGACAUCAACCUGGUGGUCCCCGGACCAGAGGCGCCCCUGGUGGAUGGAAUUGAGGGAUACUUCCGCGCAGUGGGAAUCAGAUGUUUUGGACCUUCGAAACUCGCGGCGCGUAUGGAGGGAAGCAAGACGUUCUCAAAGGACUUCAUGAAGAGACGCAAUAUUCCUACCGCGGCCUACGAAAACUUCUCGAACUACGAGAACGCGCGGAAAUACUUGGAUAAUAUUGAUCAUAAUGUGGUGAUCAAGGCAAGUGGAUUGGCUGCGGGGAAGGGAGUUAUCAUUCCAACAACCAAAGAUGAAGCACAAGCCGCACUGAGGGAGAUUAUGCUAGACAAGGAAUUUGGUUCUGCUGGAGAUGAGGUUGUUAUAGAAGAAUUUCUGGAAGGCGAUGAGCUCAGUAUCUUGAGCUUCAGCGACGGGUAUACCAUUCGAUCCCUCCCUCCAGCUCAAGACCACAAGAGAAUCUUCGAUGGAGAUCAAGGACCGAACACGGGUGGAAUGGGAUGUUAUGCGCCAACGAACAUUGCCACAAAAGAACUUCUGGAGGAGGUUGAACGGACGAUUUUACAACCUACGAUUGAUGGAAUGAGGAAUGAGGCCUUCCCUUUCGUCGGAACUUUAUUCACUGGUCUUAUGAUUACGAAGAAUGGUCCCAAAGUCUUGGAAUACAAUGUUCGAUUUGGUGAUCCUGAGACUCAGACGCUGCUUCCUUUGAUGGAGACCGAUUUAGCUAAGGUUAUGAUUGCCUGUACAGAUCAUUACCUUUCCGCUGUUUCGGUAGAUGUGAAGCCAGGAGCGAGUGUGACCGUGGUGGUAGCGGCAGGAGGAUAUCCGGGAUCAUAUGCCAAGGGAACGCCUAUGGAUGUUCAAGCACCUCCGGAAAGUACGAAUAUUUUCCAUGCGGGGACGACGAUCAAGGAUGAACAACUGCAAACUUCUGGGGGAAGGGUGAUUGCUGCACAGGCAACUGCAGAGGAUCUGGAACAGGCUGUGAAGAAAGCGUACUCUGGUCUCGAAUUCAUCCAGUUCGACAAAAUGUUUUACCGCAAGGAUAUUGCUCAUCGAGCUUUCAAGCCCACAGCUGCAACGCGAGAAGCUUUAACGUACGCUUCUGCUGGUGUAAGUAUUGAAGCUGGGAAUGAGUUUGUCACGCGAAUCAAGAAGGCUGUUGCAUCAACUCGCCGACCUGGCGCUGAUGCAGAAAUUGGAGGCUUUGGAGGCGAAGUGGACUUAGAGCAAGCUGGUUACGCUGGUGGCCCCAUCAUGGUUGGUGCAAUCGACGGUGUCGGUACAAAGCUCGCAAUCGCCCAGGCAAUGGAGAAACACGACACCGUCGGCAUCGAUUUGGUGGCCAUGAACGUCAACGAUCUGGUUGUCCAAGGUGCCGAGCCCCUCAUGUUCCUUGAUUACUACGGUUGCAGCAAACUUACGCAGAAGAACGCAACUGCAUUUGUCGAAGGUGUUGCAGCUGGAUGUAGAGAUGCCAAUUGCGCUCUUGUUGGUGGUGAAACGGCUGAGAUGCCGGGCAUGUACCAAGGAGAUGACUACGAUGCUGCUGGAGCUGCGAUUGGCACAAUGCACAAGGAGUACAGGCUUCCUCGGAUUUCGAGUAUGCUCGAGGGAGAUGUAUUGCUCGGUUUAGCUUCGAAUGGAGUGCACUCGAAUGGCUUCUCGUUGGUCCGCAGAAUUAUUGCUAGAGAAGAACUGUCAUAUACUGACCCCGCUCCAUGGGAUCAAUCAACAAGUACUGGGCUAAGCCUUCUGACUCCCACGAGAAUCUAUGUUCGUUCCAUACUCGAGGUCACGAACAAGAAGCUCAUCAAGGGUCUCUCACAUAUCACUGGUGGUGGAUUGACAGAAAACAUCCCACGAAUGCUGCCUGAGCAUUUGGCAGCUGAGGUUGACGUAGCAAACUGGACCUUACCACCCGUCUUCAAGUGGUUGAAGCGAGCAGGUAACGUCUCCGCCCCCGAGAUGGGCCGCACGUUCAACACAGGUGUUGGAAUGGUAGCUGUGGUUAGCAAAGAAAACGCAGCACAAGUCAUCUCUGAGCUCGAAGCUGCAGGCGAGAAAGUCUACACGAUUGGCACCCUCGUCCCGAGAUCAGGAGAGGGUUGUGUCUUGAAGAAUCUUCAGAGUUGGGAGUAGAUUCUUAUUUCGUCCGGGUGGAGUGGAGUUUGGGAGAUACCAAAAGUUGUGCAUGUGGUUGGGUGCAUUUUAGGCGUUGGGCUAUGUUAAACUUCAAGUAUGCCUAGAAAGGAGAAUGAAAUAUGUCAG